AUGGAAAUCAAGGGAAACCUAAUGAAAGAGCAUCAAGAAGCGAUCGUACUUGAGAGCACGCCUACCAAAUUAAGUAUGAAAUGUUGUAAGUAUGAACAGGGUUGCCCGUGGAGGGUUAGGGUAAUAAAACCAACGUACAGUGAAAAAUGGGAGGUUACUAAAUGGGGUGGAGACCACAAUUGCUUGAAUGAUCAUAUUUCUCAGGGUCAUAGACAGCUUGAUGCUGAUGUGAUUGCUUCACUCGUACUAGGAAUGAUACGAGAGGAGCCAUCAGUGUCAAUUUCACUUGUUCAGGAGAGGAUCACACAUGCGUAUACUUUCAAAGUUUCUUACAGAAAGGCAUGGUAUGCAAAACAAAAAGCAAUUGCGAUCAUGUAUGGUGAUUGGGAGGGGUCUUAUGCAUUUUUUCCUAGGUGGUGUGAAUAUAUGCUUCGCUUUUCUCCAGGUUCUAUUUAUAAUAUUCAUACAGAUGAUUAUUUUGUUGCCCACCGACUGGUACGUGAAAAACGAGUGUUUGAUCGCAUUUUUUGGACUUAUAGACAAUGUUGCGAGGCUUUCAAUUUUUGCAAACCAGUAAUUCAAAUCGAUGGCACUCAUUUAUAUGGAAAGUAUAAAGGGAAAUCAUUGAUUGCCACAGCUCAAGAUGGAAAUGCUGAAUGUUUGCCAUUAGCAUUUGCAAUUGUUGAAGGCGAGACUUUGGAAGCAUGGCAGUACUUCCUCGAUAACAUUCGUCGUCAUGUCAUGCAAAAGCAAAACAUAUGUCUCAUUUCAGAUCGGCAUCGAAGUAUAUUAUCUGCUGUGGAGAAUCAUCGUGGUUGGCAGCCACCACAUGCCCAACAUGUGUUUUGCCUUCGCCAUAUUGCAAGUUAUACUCCUUCUAAGGUUGAUUUCGAUAUAGCCUUUGCAAAAUUUCGUGACAUUAGUCCCGAGAUUGCAGAUUGGAUUGAUCAGAUUCCAAAGGAAAAGUGGACAAGGGCAUAUGAUGUCGAUGGACUUAGAUAUGGCCAUAUGACAACAAACUUGUCUGAAUCCGUUAACCGGGUUUUGAAGGGUGCAAGAAACAUGCCAAUAACUGGUUUGGUUAAGCAUACAUACAUCAGGUCACAAUGUGCGUACAUACAAUGUUGA
This is a messenger RNA of Gastrolobium bilobum, 1128 nucleotides long. RefSeq lists its product as uncharacterized. Lineage: Eukaryota; Viridiplantae; Streptophyta; Magnoliopsida; Fabales; Fabaceae. Bases 1 to 1128 code for a protein of 375 amino acids. The record is from RefSeq and is a predicted model, not a curated record. The transcript is spliced from 4 exons.